This is a messenger RNA of Dentiscutata erythropus, 1006 nucleotides long. The record is from the annotation of a GenBank genome assembly. NCBI's taxonomy places the organism in Eukaryota, Fungi, Glomeromycota, Glomeromycetes, Diversisporales, Gigasporaceae.
AUGGCGCCCGCUAAUCGCCACAAAUCUAGCUCUAAUAGCUCAUCGGAUCCAUCGGUGGUUGGAAAUGUUGAACAAAAGGUUGACGAAUUCGUUAGACAAGUUGACUUAGAACAAUUAUGUUCUCCAAUUGAAAACUCUGAACCUUUGUUAACAAAAGGCCCGGGAAAAAAUAACCCAGUUGGCAGACCAUCUAAUUGCUUCUUCCAAUUUAAAAGAGUUGUCUCUACAUAUGCUACAAAUAGGCAUAUUCCAGGUUAUAAUGAUCAAAAUAUUCUUUCAAAAGCUCAAUCUAAACUUUGGAAAAUGAUCACUGAAGAACAAAAAGAUCAUUUUAAGAAAUUAGCCAAAGAAGCCGCAAGAAUUCAUAAAGAAAAUCAUCCCGAUUAUGAAUUUCAUCCACAUAGAGACAAAUCUAAUCAGAAUAUUAUAACUAACCAAGAUUCUAAUAAUUGGAAUCCCGAUCCGAAUGUGGGGGCAUUCGGUAUCGUGAUUAAUUCUGAGGAGGAUGUCUGUGGGCAAAAUUAUGCCUACAACAAUAGCACUACCGCGCUUCGAUCUAUCAAUGAUGACUCUGACUGUAUGGGGAGUUUAAGUCAAGACGAGUUGAUAGGCUUCCAGGAUAUGGACACACCACUAUUUUAUUUAAGUCCACCGGAAGAACUCAGCGCUUAUCCUGUUUCUCCUACUAGUCCUAUGCUUAUAGUUUCGCAUUCGGAAGUACCAUCACCGUAUCCAUCACCAAUUUCUGAUGAUAAUAAUAAUUUCCAAUUUGUGCCUAUAGAACAACCAACGACCCCGUUAAUUUUGGAAAUACCUGAUAGUAAUAAUAAUAUGUUGAUGAUAAAUAUGAAUGAUGCAAUGAGCAAUUUAUCUUGUUCUAGUUCGCCGACACUUUCCAGCUAUAGCAUACAACCUUCACCAAGCAUGGAGAAUACAGAAUAUUUUCAACCAUCUUUUACGGAUAACUGUACAAACAUGAUUUCGGUCUAUCCAGAUAUUGUCGCAA